This is a messenger RNA of Sorex araneus (European shrew), 945 nucleotides long. RefSeq names its product olfactory receptor 52E4. Gene Ontology annotation, cellular component: membrane. The transcript has a single exon. Gene Ontology annotation, biological process: G protein-coupled receptor signaling pathway. Gene Ontology annotation, molecular function: G protein-coupled receptor activity; olfactory receptor activity. The record is from RefSeq and is a predicted model, not a curated record. Bases 7 to 945 code for a protein of 312 amino acids. NCBI's taxonomy places the organism in Eukaryota, Metazoa, Chordata, Mammalia, Eulipotyphla, Soricidae.
AGAAGAAUGUCUUCUAUCAAUGACACUGAGUUCCACCCUCCUUUCUUUCUUCUGCUAGGAAUACCAGGACUGGAAAAUGUUCACAUCUGGAUUGCUUUCCCAUUCUGUAUUGUGUACCUGGUUGCUCUUAUGGGGAACAUCCUCAUUAUCUAUGUGAUCAAAACAGAACAUAGUCUCCAUCAGCCCAUGUUCUACUUCCUAGCAAUGUUGUCUAUGAUUGAUCUGGGUCUGUCCACCUCUACCAUCCCCAAAAUGCUGGGGAUCUUCUGGUUCAACCUCCGAGAGAUCAGUUUUGGGGGGUGUCUUGUUCAGAUGUUCUUUAUCCAUGUGUUUACAGGCAUGGAAACAGUGCUGCUGGUGGCCAUGGCUUAUGAUCGCUUUGUUGCUAUAUGCAAACCUCUCCAAUACACCAUGAUCCUCACCAAUAAAACCAUCGGAAUCCUAGCAUCUAUUGUUGUUGGAAGAAAUUUAAUUCUUGUGACUCCAUUUGUAUUUCUCGUUUUGAGGCUGCCAUUCUGUGGGAAUCACAUCAUUCCUCACACAUACUGUGAGCAUAUGGGUAUUGCCCGGUUGGCCUGUGCUUCCAUUAAGAUCAACAUAAUCUAUGGGCUCAUGGUGAUUUCUAACAUCGUUGUGGAUGUGAUUCUAAUUGCUGCUUCCUAUGUACUUAUCCUUCAAGCUGUUUUCCGUCUUCCAUCACGAGAGGCUCGACUGAAAGCUCUCAACACCUGUGGUUCUCAUGUCUGUGUCAUGUUGUGUUUCUACACACCAGCAUUUUUUUCUUUCAUGACACACCGCUUCGGUAAAAACAUCCCUCGCUACAUCCACAUUCUCUUGGCAAAUCUUUAUGUGGUUGUCCCACCUGCUUUAAAUCCCGUCAUCUAUGGAGUCAGGACCAAGCAGAUCCGAGAGCGAGUUGUGAGGAUAUUUGUACAAAAUGAGUAG